This is a messenger RNA of Fragaria vesca subsp. vesca, 1569 nucleotides long. RefSeq lists its product as uncharacterized. The record is from RefSeq and is a predicted model, not a curated record. Lineage: Eukaryota; Viridiplantae; Streptophyta; Magnoliopsida; Rosales; Rosaceae. Bases 66 to 1175 code for a protein of 369 amino acids. The transcript is spliced from 2 exons. Gene Ontology annotation, molecular function: protein binding.
GUUCACAACCAUAUAAAAUAGAUAAGAGUUAUUUGUUCGGCGGAAAGGAGUAUUAGGGUUUGCAAAUGGAUUCGCCGUUAACAAAGAAAAGUGAAGUUAUGGAUAUGCCGAUCUACCUACAGUUUAUCGACGGUGAGGUUAAAGAUCCUCAUCAUCGUUGGUUUGUGAUCGAGGAGAAAAGUGGUGUCGAUAAAGGAACAGAUGAUGAGUUGAGGCCGGAACUCUGGAUCCAUAAAAGUGAGCAAGAUAGAGUCAGAGUUGUCAAGCUUCCCAACAUAGGGUAUGCUACCGCUGCGGCCCCUUUUCUAGUCGCCAAAUCCCGUCUAUUCUUCGUCGGUGGCGUUACUGUAAGAGGAGGAUGGGACGGCAAAGUCGAUAACAACGGAAUCCUCUACAUUGACUUGCAGCAGCGGAGCCCCAUCUCUUGGUCGAGAUUCGCAACUCGAAAUUUCAAAUAUGUGAGAACGGCGGUGGUUUCCGAUGACGGCGAUUGGAUCUACUUGUUGACGACGGCAGAUAGAGUGCUCCGCUUCAACUGCCACCACUUGGAAGACAAACCGGAAGCCUUUCCCCUCCCAUUCACUGGGCGGCCAAUUGCGUCAACUGGGUCCAAGAUGCUCCUGUAUAAUCCUGCUCGGGAGGCCAAGCCGGGUCUGUUGGGCUUCUGUCAUUUGGAAUCUCGCUCUUGGGAGGAGAUAUGUAGUUUUCCCGUUGACAAGGAUCCCUUCACAUGCUGGCGCUUCCCUAAGUGGUCUGCCACCGUUGUGCUGGCGCAAGACUUUGUGAUAGACUUUGGAAGUUUCCAUCCCAGGACUGGGAUGUAUGAACCGGCUUUGUAUGUUUUUGAUAUCCGUAACAAUGUAUGGCUCCCCGAACCAGUUCAGGGACUCUCAAACGAUGGCAUCGUCCUUCCCGACCCCGACGUGAAGAGUCAAUGGCUUAUCUCUUACACAGCGCUGAUGCAAGUCAGGAGAGAUGAACUCAAGUUUGCUUUGGUUUGGUCCAAACUCUGUAACGCCGACGAUGAUCAGACUGAAGUUCAUUGGUCUAAGUUCAUACUCCACAUCCAAAAUAAUGAUGAUCAAGACGUUUCCCUGCCCUUCCAAGCUGUUGACUUGUCUUAUGGAAUCUGUUAUGGUGGCAAUACUCAUUUGAUCAAGAGCACCGUUGGAUGAUAAGAGUGUUACUGCUGGAUGGCCAGGUUUAUCACAAGUUGUCUUUCAUGGCUGUCCGAUAUGUUGCAGUGGAGGGGAUUUUUCAGCUUCACAAGUUGCAUUUGAAAUGUCUAUGUGAAGUGUCAAGCAGCUCUAGUUUGAUUCCGUGGCUUUCUUUUUUUACAGUAUAUUAUUCCUUUUUGUAUUCCGAUGAUCGUGUGUAUGUGAUGCAAAGGUGGGAAGCGACUUGUUUCAUGCUUUCUUUCUUAGACAUUUUACCAUGAUGUUAUGGGAGGGUAUCACAUCUCAUCCAGAUAGUGUCCUACUGUGUUAGUAUAUCAAGUGACUUGCUAGGCUAAUGGCUAUAUAUUCGCCUCUACUCUAUUCUAAUCUUUGCCUUAUAAAUCGGUACAUC